Messenger RNA from Fibroporia radiculosa, 2859 nucleotides. RefSeq lists its product as uncharacterized. The record is from RefSeq and is a predicted model, not a curated record. Lineage: Eukaryota; Fungi; Basidiomycota; Agaricomycetes; Polyporales; Fibroporiaceae. Gene Ontology annotation, biological process: spliceosomal complex disassembly. Bases 1 to 2859 code for a protein of 952 amino acids. Gene Ontology annotation, molecular function: nucleic acid binding. The transcript has 6 exons. Gene Ontology annotation, cellular component: U2-type post-mRNA release spliceosomal complex.
AUGGCGAGACGAAAGCGCCAGCUACUCGAUGACGACUCUGAUUCUUCCCCCGUAUCUGACGCUGACGACUUUCACGACCCCAACUUCGACCACAACGACCCGGACGCGAGGGAAGAGCGAGCGUUAUUCGAGAAUCCAUACAAACACAAGAGACGACGCAAGAACGACAAAGAAGACGCACUUUACGGGGUAUUUGGUAGCGAAGAUGAGGGCAUAGACUCUGGAAGACGCAUAGAAGGAGAUAACAGACGACGAAAAGAUUGGACGAAAGCUCCAGCUUUCGUGUCGGGGGAAAAGGUGGACAUGGAGAAGACAACAGAUUUGGAUGCUGAGAUGGAAGGUGUAGAUAGUCUUGAAGAGGAUGAGGGAAAAUCUAUGGAUGGAGCUGGUGAGGAGAGCGACGAUAUUGCGGAAGAAGAUGAUGGCGAGGCGAAUCAAUCGGGGCGCUCACGACCGCCUUCCCCUCGGAUACGCGAAGAGGAGGAGGAAGAGGCAGAAGAAAAGCCUAGGUUUGGAGGUUUAGGUGCGUCGAAAUCAGCAUCAUUCGGGACGUUCUCUGGUCUCAGUAGAGGCGGAAUCGGAAUGUCCUCCAAGCCCUCUGAACCCUCGUCUCCUAGUGUCUCUCCCGCUCCCUCCUCAUCAAUUUCCGGGAAUUUUCCUUCAACAUUUGGCGCUUCUCGCACACAAAACUCGUUUCUCCGUAAUGGUGGAAGUGGCUCCUCCACCCCAACACCUGUACUAAGUGCGCAAGAGAGACUCCACUUCAGCAAAAUUGGGGGCUCGUUUGGUGCACGCAUGCUAGCAAAGAUGGGCUGGCAAGCUGGGACUGGUCUCGGUACUGCUGGCGAGGGUAUUGUCACGCCAGUCGAGAGCAGAUUACGUCCCAAGGGCAUGGGUCUCGCGUUCAAGGGGUUCAAAGAGAAGACGGAGCAAUCCAAAGCGGAGGCACGCCGGAGGGGAGAGGCCAUCAGUGAUGAGGAGGAGGAUGAAAGAGCUGCGCGCAAAGGCCGUAGAGCGACGAAAGCACAGGAGGAGAGAGCAGAGGCGUGGAAGAAGCCGAAGAAAGUCAAGACGAAAGUCGAGCACAAGACAUAUGAGCAGAUCAUCGCUGAAGCGGGACAAGAGCCACCGCAAGCUGGACUCGGUCAGAUCAUAGACGCUACAGGUGCUACACCACGCGAAGUUGCCUCGCUUGCGGACGUCUCAUUGGCCUCUUGGACACCCACUGCGGACCCAAUGAGAUUACCUGAGGUUCGACACAAUCUCCGCCUCAUUACGGAAGCGUGUAAAAAUGAUCUAGAUGGUCUUGCUCGUGAAGCCAGGAGCAUUGAGGAGCGGAAGAAGUGGAUUCUUAUGGAAGAUGCCCGGCUACGGAAGAGAGUGGAGGAAGAAGCUGCACUCAUUGAACGUCUUCAGCAAGUCCAUUUGGUUGUUAAUGACAUCAAUUCACAAGCGAGAGAGUUGUCGACGAUGUAUGAAGCAUCGUUAGAACCCUUCUCCGCUCACUUCGAGAAACUGCUCGGACAGUUUUCCAAGGAGUUUGAACGAUACCGGCUUGAUGAAGUCAUCGUCGCUGCUAUUGCUCCAAUUAUUCGUCGGAUACUUGCACAGUGGCAGCCUUUGGAAGAACCUCUAACAUUUACUCAAAUAUUCCGCUCGUGGAAAGGAGCUCUCAGAAUGACUGUCCAAGAUGACAGGCCUCAGGACCGCGUACAGGUUUAUGGCUCAAGCACGAUUAUAUCCACCGCGCCCAUAGAGGAAAAGCCUAUGACACCCUACGAGAGCCUGCUAUGGAACGCGUGGCUCCCAAAGGUGCGAUCGUCUAUCAACAAUGAAUGGUCGCCGGAUGACCCACAACCAGUGGUUCGGCUAUAUGAAGCGUGGUCUAGUUACCUUCCACCCUUCAUCAGGGAUAACUUUUUCGAUCAGCUCGUUUUGCCGAAGGUGGCGAAAGCGGUGGCUGACUGGAAUCCACGAACUAGCGAGGUUACACUGCAAACCCUAGUGUUCCCUUGGUUGCCUCACAUCGGUUUGCGGCUAGACGACUUGUUGAGCGAUGCAAGAAGGAAAGUGAAGAGUCUUUUGAGAGGCUGGACUGUGGGCGAGGGGAUGCCCAAAGAUCUCAAAGUGUGGAAAGACGUAUUCGACGCUGGAGAUUGGGACACAAUGUUGCUGAAGUAUGUGGUUCCUAAGUUGGGAUCCAGACUACGCGGAGACUUCCGUGUCAACCCACGCAGUCAAGACAUGAAGCCGCUACAAGACGUCCUGCUAUGGGAAGACCUAUUGCGCCCCACAAUUCUUUCCCAGCUCCUCGAGACAGAGUUCUUCCCGAAAUGGUUGGACGUCUUGCAUAUUUGGCUUAUCCAGCCCGCUCCAAACUUUGAGGAAGUCGUGCAGUGGUACUCAUUCUGGAAGGCUGCAUUCUCAGAGAAUGUGCAAAAUUUGCCAGGUGUGGCGCAAGGUUUUACGCGGGGCCUGCAAUUGAUGAACAAGGCCAUCGAACUGGGACCCGACGCACAAACGCGCCUCCCGCGACCCGAUCACCGCGCUCCACCGUCUGGCACAACAACACCGAAGGCCAAGCAGCCGCCUGCGAAGGCGCGGCCUGCCCGAGCCCAAGAAAUCACGUUCAAGUCGAUUGUGGAAGAAUACGCAUCUGUGCACAACUUACUCUUUGUUCCUACUGGACGUGCACACGAGAAAUCGAGGAUGCCACUCUUUCGUGUUUCCCCGACUGCGGAUGGUAAAGGCGGACUACUCGUAUACAUCCUCGAUGACGCCGUCUGGGCACCGGAUGGAGACGAGUACCGAGCCAUAUCGUUGGAGGUCAUGGUUCGCAGAGCUACGGAGGAAAAUUAG